Cladophialophora immunda is the source of this 2669-nucleotide messenger RNA. RefSeq lists its product as uncharacterized. The transcript is spliced from 2 exons. The record is from RefSeq and is a predicted model, not a curated record. Gene Ontology annotation, molecular function: L-arginine transmembrane transporter activity; L-glutamate transmembrane transporter activity; L-tyrosine transmembrane transporter activity. Gene Ontology annotation, biological process: amino acid transmembrane transport. Gene Ontology annotation, cellular component: fungal-type vacuole membrane. The coding region runs from base 237 to 1844 and encodes 535 amino acids. Lineage: Eukaryota; Fungi; Ascomycota; Eurotiomycetes; Chaetothyriales; Herpotrichiellaceae.
GUCAUAUUCGGCUCCCACCCGCGAUUCUCUGGCUUCAUUUUUGUCCCAAAGUUCACCAGUUCAUUCACUUCCUCCGCUUUCCACACCGCUCGCUUUGGUGGUUCAGCCAUCUACUACGUCGUCAUCUGUCCGUAUCUACUGUGUCCCUGUCAAGUGCUCUCGCGAGGGGAGGAGAGAUGAGCACUUCCGAUCCCACAAGAUAAACUGCGCCGCCCUUGACCCUGUCGCAAGCCAUCAUGUCUCUCCCUGCGCCCGCUUCCUCGAGCAGGACGCAGUCUCGAGUCCGUCGGCGACCGGCCACCCCGAUUCUGAGCAAGCGUGAUCUCACAGGCACCGUCGGUCAGGCAUCAUGGAUCAGCAGCGUCGUCAACCUCCUCAACACGAUCGUUGGCGCCGGGGUCCUCGCCAUGCCCCUCGCCAUGUCACAUAUGGGUGUCUUAUUGGGAACAAUCGUGAUACUGUGGGCGGGUGCCACUGCCGGGUUUGGCCUCUACCUGCAAACUCGCUGCGCCGCAUACCUGGAACGGGGAUCCUCGAGCUUUUUUGCACUGUCCCAAAUCACAUACCCCAACGCCGCGGUGAUAUUUGACGCGGCCAUUGCAAUCAAAUGCUUUGGCGUGGGAGUCAGCUAUCUCAUCAUCAUUGGCGACCUCAUGCCGGGUGUCGUGCGCGGGUUUGCUCGUGAAGAGGACCUAGGCCAAUUCAUGUUCGACCGCCAUUUCUGGGUCACGGCUUUUAUGCUGGUUGUCAUUCCCUUCUCCUUCCUACGUCGACUCGAUUCGUUGAAAUACACUUCUGUGAUCGCAUUGAUAUCAAUUGGGUACCUGGUCAUCUUGGUCGUCUAUCACUUUGCCGCACACGACACCUUGCCCGGUGGGCACUACCAGACUCCGCUAAGAAUAUUUACAUGGGCGGGUGCGAUCCCGGCGCUCUCUUCCUUCCCCGUCGUUGUGUUCGCCUAUACUUGUCAUCAAAACAUGUUCAGCAUCCUCAACGAGAUCAGCGAUAACUCCCAUUUCCGCACCAGCGCUGUCGUAUUCGCAUCCAACGGCACCGCUGCCUCUAUUUAUAUUCUGGUUGCGAUUACUGGCUAUUUGUCAUUUGGGAACGAAAUCGGAGGAAAUAUUGUGGCACAAUAUGCGCCUUCGGUGUCCACAACGAUCGGUCAAGCCAUGAUAGUGGUUCUCGUCAUGUUCUCCUACCCUCUGCAAGUUCACCCCUGCCGAGCCAGUGUCGAUGCUGUUCUCAAAUGGCGUCCUUCCGACAAACUGAAAGCGAGACUCCGCUCCACGCCCGCUACUCCUAGCUCGCUCGAUUCCAGCCCUCCGCGCGACGUUCCUCUCCUACAACCUGGCAGAAAGCGGAACACGGAAAUGGGAGAGGCUCGAUUUGCCGCCAUCACCACCGCGAUCAUCAUCCUCAGCUACAUCGUCGCCAUGACCGUCUCCAGUCUUGAGGCCGUUCUCGCGUACGUCGGUUCAACGGGAAGCACCUCCAUUUCCUUCAUCCUUCCGGGCUUGUUCUACUAUAAAAUAUCUUCACCCGAUUCACCCUUGCAUCAAAAGCUUGUGAAAGAAGAAGACGACUACGAGUGGCACGGGGACGAUGAUGCGAGCGACAAGUCUGACGACGAUGCUGGCAACGAAGAGCCACCGAACCACGAAGGCCAAAAUCUGCUAGGUAACUCGGGGAUUCUCAGCAUCAGCGGCAUAAGCUUGUUGAAACGGACGAGGAAUUUCCGCCGGAAGAUGCUUCGCAAGCUGAGCCUCGCGUUGGCCAUCUACGGGGUGUGCGUCAUGGUGGUUUGUUUGAUCACGAAUACCUUUUUCAUUGUUGCGCACUGAGGUGCGUUGACGAGGAGGUGCUUGUGGGUGCCAGUGUUUGGAAAGAUGUGAAGGAGUGCCGCGUGACAAGCGUCGAGAUCAUACAUGAGGUGGACGGUUCAAUUCAAUUAUCGACCUGAUCGUUCGAUAUGACUGAUGAUUUGAUUUCGAAGAAACAUAGAGGGCGACUGCUGAGGACUCUCGUUGUCGACUAGUUAGAGUCCCAAGAAUUUCCUUUUUGGACGACACCCCACGUUGCAAAUAUACUAUACCCUCUCAAAGUCGAUUCAUGCACGAUGUGUCCGGGAGCAUCAGAGAGAACGGCAGAGAUAUCAACGAGAUCCCCUCUGGAGUUACCAAAGAACGGGGCGUCGCACUGGCCAGCGCAGUGAGAACGAUACAUGCAUACAAUGCCUCGUCCGACUUGGGACUCCCGAGCCUCCUCGACGAAGUCGGAAGCGACCACAGGACACUCGUAUAGCCGCAUACAAACAAGAGUGAUUGUCGCGCAUCCAGCGCUCCGAAAUCUCUGCAACGACGAAAUCAGGGGCCCAAAAGGGAAAUGACUGGUUGACCAUCAUCACGACCAUGAGCUUGAGCUUGAACCUGUUUGAGCUUGGAUAGAAAAACAAGUGGCUUUUUGCAGGUCGCACGAGCGGGAGAUAAUACCGUGUAGAGCGAUGGCGUCCAGGCAGGCAGGCAGGCAGGGCGGGCGUUUAAUGUCUAUAUCCUAUACCAUAUCAUACCAUACCAUGCCGACGUAUUGACUACUUACUAUUUGUUCCAGACGACCGAGGUAUCACUUGUUUAGUUCACAAGAAUGGGCUGCCAGCCAGGGAGCAUAUA